AUGCUUGAUCUCGAAUCAUUCGGCUUGUCCUCGCUGUUUUCUGUCGAGGGGAAGGUGUGUAGGUCGCAACGUAGAGCUACAGCUACUGAAAUUCUUAGACUACUACCUGGCGACGUCGGGUCUAAACAAAGAGUCGAUGAGCUGGUGAAUGGGCUACAAAAGCUUGAGGAUCACAUCGACGUGUUGAUCAAUUGCGCUGGAAUAAAUCGUCCUUGGAAAGCUGAAGCAUCAGAGUUUGAUGGUCGACACAACGAUCCUGACGCAGUCGAGAAGUUGUUGUGGCACGGCCUUGAUGAUGAAAAUUUCCAGUCGACCUAUUCAAUCAAUGUCAACGGCGUCUACUUUAUGAGCACGAGGAUGGUUCCCCUUUUACGCAAGUCACCAGCUCCGACGGUCAUCGUCAUUGCCUCUAUAGCAGGAAUGAUGCUACAACGUUGGAGCAUUGUCGUAUCCGAUAUCCAAAGUGAGUUUGUCUGUCUCCCAGUCGGAUCGACACUAAUGAUAAGGCUGCGACACUGCACUGUGCAAGUCUACUCGCCUCGCGAUUCACACCGUAAGUCCUUCAUUCUAGUGAUAGAGGCUUCAUGGACUGAUGGAUCUCUUAACAGCUUCAAAAUACGGGUCAACACGAUUCUCCCGGGUAUCUUCCCUUCCGAGAUGACUGGCGUCUCUGCGAAACCUGAUCUCAGCGAUCUGAUAGAGUCCAAUCCCCAAGCGGCAAAGGCAGUGGCACGAUGCCCGGCUGGGCGAGCGGGAGCAGAAACAGAGAUCGUUGGGCCUUGCCUCUUUUUGGCUUCAGCGGCAGGUGGUUACAUGAACAACGCGAGAAUUACCGUUGACGGGGGACGCCUGAUGGCGGCCGGAUCGAAUGACGGCGUUCGCAUGGAGGAUUGGACGUAUGUAUAG
Messenger RNA from Alternaria postmessia, 906 nucleotides. RefSeq lists its product as uncharacterized. Lineage: Eukaryota; Fungi; Ascomycota; Dothideomycetes; Pleosporales; Pleosporaceae. Bases 1 to 906 code for a protein of 301 amino acids. The record is from RefSeq and is a predicted model, not a curated record. The transcript has 3 exons.